CCUCAAAAAUCAACUUUUGGAAAGCUGAAACCGCACUCAACGCUAAUAUGUGCUCACUACGAGUCUCAUUCCCAAUCAAUCACUCAUUCGAUUCCUCUAUAAAUUCCCCAAUCCCUCGCCUCUUCACCACCGCCGCAGCUCCCCAAUUCCCUAAUUUGUCAAUUGCAAUGGCGGAGGAGGAAUUCCAGGAAUCCGACGUCGUUUUCCGAGACUGCGACGAGGUCUCCGCCGCUUACGAUCCACCGCCGAGGCGGAGGAGGACAUCGCGAUCGAGAUCGAGAUCUGCGCCGGUGAACAUUCCAAUGAACGCGUGGCGGCGAUGCGCGGACGACGGCGGCGGGGAGGAGGGGGAGAUGGUGCCGCCGCACGUGAUUGUAGGGCGGCGCGUGGCGGGGAAGAUGAUGGCGCUGUCGAUCUGCGGGAUGAUUCUGAGGAAGGGGAGGGAUUUGAGUGAGUUCCGGAAUUUGAUCUUGCGGAUGACUGGCUUUCUCGAAACGUGAACUCAAGCUUGGAGAAGAAGAAAUAUGUCAAAUUAAAAAUUACUAAUUUUUUUUUAUUUUUUUUCUGAAUUAAAUUAAGUUGCUUCUUAGUAGUAUUUUUUUUUUCUUUUAUUUUUCGCGGAAAUGAAUUUGAAAAUUUAUUCGCAGCGAGAAAACUAAAUAUCGGUACUAAAACGUACAUAUUCAUUGUUAUUAUUGUGUUCUUGUUAAUGUAUAUAUUCAUUGUUAUUUA
Salvia hispanica is the source of this 732-nucleotide messenger RNA. Lineage: Eukaryota; Viridiplantae; Streptophyta; Magnoliopsida; Lamiales; Lamiaceae. The record is from RefSeq and is a predicted model, not a curated record.